Symbiodinium pilosum is the source of this 395-nucleotide messenger RNA. Lineage: Eukaryota; Dinophyceae; Suessiales; Symbiodiniaceae. The record is from the annotation of a GenBank genome assembly.
AUGGAUCUGCUGUUGAGGAAGCCGCCCAAGAAAGGGACGAACGCGUUUGGAUGGUGGCCGCUCUGGCAGGAGGUGGUGCCGCUGGAAGAUGGACGCGCCGACAAGGCUUUGGUCAUAGCAAAUGUUGGCGCCGGAAUCAUGAUCGGCAUUCGGCAAGGGCUGUCAGCUAUGAUGACGGCCAGCCUCAUCUUCACAACCUCCGACGUCCCAGAGCUGAACAGAAUGUUUGCCUUCGGCAUCAGCAUGAUGUGGCUCUCCUCGGCGAUCUCGGCUGCUUGGUAUGGCGUUUUCGGACGGCUUCAGGCCGGCCUCAUCGGCAUCAAUGACGUCAUUGGAAUCCUGUGGGGGACCAUGGGCGGCCAGGUGGGUGUGGCGCUAGCUGAUGAGCCGACCAG